Molecule: messenger RNA, 1606 nt
Organism: Vigna angularis (adzuki bean)
Lineage: Eukaryota; Viridiplantae; Streptophyta; Magnoliopsida; Fabales; Fabaceae
Exons: 7
Coding region: 418-1323 (301 amino acids)
Biological process (GO): protein ubiquitination
Cellular component (GO): membrane
Molecular function (GO): ubiquitin-protein transferase activity; zinc ion binding
Source: RefSeq, a predicted model, not a curated record
CAAAAGAAAAAUAACAUUAACAACAACGGUGGUGAAAUAAGGAAGCAAGAGAGAAUCAUAUUCAUGGCGGUCCCAACCUCUUCUCUCGCAAUCAACAUUCAUUCUUAUAAAUAAGAGCACUCUUCAGACAACAUAGCAAAGGAAACUAUCAAAAUUCGCAUCUGUCAUUGUAUUUGCCUUACACAUCAGCCACACUCAAUCUCUUGCUUCAUUCCCAAACCUCUUCUUUCCCUCAAGUUUGUAGAAGGAGAACUUUCCCCCUUUUUUUUUAUCGGCAGUUCUCUGCAAAUAAAUGCAAAAAAGGUUUCAAAAAGCUUUCUUAGCUUCAACCAAAUGCGAUCUCCUUCUUAAUUUCUGAAGGAAAGUUACAUGGUCUAGAAUUUCCCUGGAGUGUAGUAGUCAGUUGUGGUAAUAAAGAUGGGGGAUCACUUUGAAUUACUGGUCGAUCGAUUGCUUACUGAAUCCACAUUAGAAGCUGCAAUUGAAAGCAGGAAUAAGUCUAUGUUGGCUGCAUCCUCAGCAGUGAAUGACGCGAAAAUUGAUCUCAAUUUGAUGAAAGUGGGUCUGGAUGAUAUAAAAUUUCCCGGGAAGCUGGUAGAAUGCAGGAUAUGUCAUGAUGACGAUGAAGAUACCAAUAUGGAGACACCCUGCUCUUGUUGUGGUAGUUUGAAGUACGCUCACCGUAGAUGUAUACAACGAUGGUGUAAUGAGAAGGGUGACACCACCUGUGAGAUAUGCCACCAGCAAUUCAGGCCAGGCUAUACUGCUCCUCCACCACUAUUUCAGUUUGGACGUAUUCCAAUGAGUUUCAGGGGGAAUUGGGAGAUUUCAAGAAGAGACUUGAAUAGUACACAUUUGGUUAGCAUGGUCCCCACUGAUCAAAACGUUAACACUUCUAACUAUGAUCAGUAUUCAGCCUCUGUUACAGGAAGUUUGAUUUGCUGUCGUUCAAUUGUUGUCAUUGUAAAUCUCUUGUCUCUUUUAUGCAUGUAUGCCACUAUGCCCUUACUCCUACUGAUUGUGACAUUUCCAAUCUCUGUUUCUCUUGUGCAGUUCAUGGUUAUUCUGAUUUUAAGACACACACUUCCCCUUGUAAUUAGUGAAAAUAAGGAGUAUUCUUUCCCACUCUUUUUGCUGUUGUUGUUUCGGACUGUGGGAGUUGUUCUUCCAAUAUACUUCAUGGUUAGAGCAGUGGCAUUAAUCCAGCGCCAUCGGAGACAGCAUCGAGAGCAUCUUAAUGCCUUGGCCAUUUCAUCUGACGAUGAAAGCGAGCAAGCAGAUUUGCAGCCUCAGCCUCAGCCUCAUAUCAUACAUGUACUGUAAAAAUAGUGUAGCCGGUAACCACUUGAAGAAGUAAUUGAAGGAUGAAAAGCUCCUGGUUUAAGAUGCUGCACUUUGUCUUCUGAUUUUUUUUCAUGUAAAUUAGAUGGAGACAAGUUUCUUGAGAACCUGGAGUUUGCUUAGGAUGGGGACACUGAAAUUCAGAUGUUCGUAGCUCAUAAGGAGGCAUUGCAUGCCACUUGUGUUACCUAGUCCCUCUGCUAUAGCUACUCUUCGGGAAGUCUUGGAAACAGCAAGUUAUACAUUUAAAUUACUGUUUAUUUAC